Messenger RNA from Glossina fuscipes, 1088 nucleotides. RefSeq lists its product as uncharacterized. Gene Ontology annotation, biological process: mitochondrial translational initiation; ribosome disassembly. The transcript is spliced from 2 exons. Gene Ontology annotation, cellular component: mitochondrion. Gene Ontology annotation, molecular function: translation initiation factor activity; ribosome binding. NCBI's taxonomy places the organism in Eukaryota, Metazoa, Arthropoda, Insecta, Diptera, Glossinidae. Bases 94 to 834 code for a protein of 246 amino acids. The record is from RefSeq and is a predicted model, not a curated record.
UAGAACAGCUGUUUCGAAAAUGAUAAAUAAAUUGUUAAAUAAGGAAAUUAAAAAAAGAGAAACCAAAAACUUGUGAAAUUUUUGGAAAAAAAGAUGUCAUCAUUAUUAAAAUCCGUAGCUCUUCUCAAUAGUAUACGUUGCUUUUUAACUAAAUCUGGAAAUCUACGCGAUGCAUAUCAGGCAAAGGAAGCUUCUGGAAACUUUCGGAACUUAUGUAGAAAGCGGAUGAGCACAACGUCAACAAAGAUUCCUAAUGAGGUUAAAAAAUCGAAAAAUCCUGUAAAGAUAACCUUAAUACAAAAUCAAAACGUGUCGGUAACUACACUGGAAGAAGCAAAAAAUUUGGCCAAGAGAAGAGCUAUGCAUCUAAUACAAUUGCAGGAGUUAGAUACGAAGACUCAAAGGCCGGUGUACAAAUUAUUAACUAAUGCUGAAAUAUUAGUCGAAGAACUAUCAGAAUUAAAAAGCAAAGACUCCAACGAUGCACCAGCUGUAAUACCAACAAAGCCUGCACAAAAAAAAACCGAAAAAUCUCUAAACAUUGGUUCUCGGAUUUCUGAAAACGAUUUGAAUGCACGUUUAAAGAAUAUUGCUAAAUGGUUGAGUAAAGGUCACGAAGUGCGUAUAUUAAUACAGAGCACAGGAAAUGAUACAGCAAAGUGUGAUCAGAUUUUUAAAUCUAUUGAAACUUUUAUUAAAACUCCCGAAGUAGCUUUGGGAAAAAUUGUACAGAAGCAUUCAAAGGGAACGGCUAUAAAAUUCAGCAUAUUACCAGUAACAAAUUUGGCAACUGAAAACGCAGACUGCGGUAAACUUUCGCCGAGUCAGGCCUGACUCAGACAUGGUGCGAGCUGUUCAAAAAAAAAUUUCUGCUUGAAUAUGUGUAUUAGACAGAUGCAUAGUGAACAUUUUCCACACCCCAGUGGCUUUACUAUUUUCCUUAUUGUUUCGUUAUUUAUUUUUACAAAAUACUUUCUAUGGCAUCGCAUUUUGAAGGAAAAUAAAAAACCGGAAGAGAAGGAAAAGAAAAAGAGACCUCAUCAUCCCACUUUAAAUCCACCCCCACCUCGUCAUCCCCAUUCCCAUCC